Durusdinium trenchii is the source of this 390-nucleotide messenger RNA. The record is from the annotation of a GenBank genome assembly. NCBI's taxonomy places the organism in Eukaryota, Dinophyceae, Suessiales, Symbiodiniaceae.
AUGGCCAUGCAGUGUGAUGGUCUAGCUGCGAAGUGGGAGCAGGAUCAUGUCAUCCGACGCCGACUGCUAUCGGCGAACAAGCUGAUGCAACACCCUACAACGGAGACAUGGUGCCAGCCUAACCGUGAAAAUGCCAAGGCCAAUGCUUCUGUGAUCUUGCCUGCCCUGGAGAUGCUGAGUGGAGUUGAUAGCUAUCAUCUCCCCCACUUGCGUUUUCUUGAGGAUGAGCUUGGUAAGCUCUACUCGGCCAUGAGGCAGACUCCCGGGGGUAAAGUUAUCUACAAAGCCGCGAUUGAGAUCAAGAAGAUGUUGGGAUUCAUCAAAAGGCGUGUGAACCACCGUGAGGUCACCAAGGCCUUUCAUCCAUUGCUCACUCGAUCCGUCAAUUAA